AUGGCUGCGGCCCCUUCCAUAAACUCGUUGCCAUACGAGGUACGCCAAAUCAUACACUCUCUCGUGGGCCGACAGACUGACUCCCAUCGCUGGUUUGGUGAAUCGACCUCGAGCGCGGCGCCCUACGCGACCGUCUCGCGCGAGUGGCAGGAGGAGUACGAGCGCUUCUCCUUCCGAGAAUUGUGGGUGACCCCGCAACGUCUCGAGUCUUUUACUCGCAUCGUCGCAUCUCCGCGACGCAGAGGUAUUGUCCAGACCAUCUGCUUCCACGUCCCCCUCGAGACGUACGAGCGGCACCAGGACGGAGAACAGGAGACCUCGCCCGAGCGACGGCGAAGUACGGACAUUUUGAACACCGCCCUAGGCUCCUUCUUUCAGGCCAUGACGCUCUGGGAGAAGAGCGACACCUCGCCCCUCGGCCUGGAUCUGCACCUUCUGAUCGACUCGCCCAGUGAUUCGUCGGAAUUGCUCGGUAACAACGGGACACCUCUGGUGACUGGACGAGGUCUCACCUCGUACGUAAAACUUGAUCUGGACACGCUCUCCCUGCCGGAAAUAGACGCAUUCAGCGGCUUUCGAUGCUCGGGGAGACAUCUGCAGCCCACGUCUUUACUGGCUAUCAUUUCCAAGCUCCAGGCACUGGAAUAUCUUGAUAUCGAGCUGAGCCACGAUUCCAUGCGGCCUCGAGAUGUCAAGCAAAGGAAUAAAUUUGCCCUGGGCCUCGAGCAGCACGCCGAAACCGUCCGAGUGCUGAGCCUGCGCCGCCCCAGCCCGAUGCUGGUCCCGUCGCCGGGCCCGCCGCGCCAGCCGUGGUCGGACUUCCACGUCAAGAUCCGCAACUUCAGCCAGCAGUGCGAGUCCUUCGAGUUCGACGACUGCAUCGACGCCGCGCAGUUCUUCGCGCCGUUUCUGCUGGGUGGCUCUCCCACGAGCAGCCAGACCCAGACCCAAGACCAAGGCCAGGACCAGAGUGAGAGUCCGAGCCAGCAACACCGCGCCGCCCUCCUCCCGCCGCCCUUCUGGUCCCGCCUCAAGCGCCUCAACAUCCGCAACUCGUACAUGAUGAAGGAGCCCUACCUGCGCGUCGCCAGCCGCAUCGAGGCCCUGACCUCCGUGCACAGCGUCUUCGUCGCCAUCGGCCGCGCCGCCUACCACAUGCCCGAGCUGCAGUUCGCCCGCGUGUGCCAGUACGUCCUCAACGACGGCCGCCUCGAGUGGUUCGUCCUCACCUACGAGUGCUACGCCGGGAAGGCCACGCUGAGGAUAAGGGGGUUCGCGCCGGCGCAGGUCAUGGUGGACGCGUGGAGGCACUCGAUCGCGAGCAAGCGGCUCGAGUGCGAGAUUCAUGUUGAGACGAUCGAUCCUACUGCGCCGGAGGGGUGAAUGGGUAGGACAGAUCAGACAGACAGACAGACAAGCAAACAUUGAUUGGUUGAAUCUCUUGCUAUUGGAUGUUUCCUCUCAAAAGACGCAAGGCGUUGGAUUGGUUUUCACCUUGGAAGUUUUUAUUUUAUUUUUUUGAGGUGGGUGUGCGCAGAGUGUGUGCGCAGAAAAAGAAAGAGAGGAAUGGAUGCUGCAAUGCUUGAAAGUGUUCUGUAUGUUCGAAUUGAAAUGAGGCUGCCUAAUCUAAUAUACAUAAUGGAGCCCUUUCUAGUUCUAAAGAAAUAUAUAUAUAUAUAUAUACCUACCUAAUAGCAACCAACCCGUUCGCGACCUUAA
Molecule: messenger RNA, 1719 nt
Organism: Hypoxylon fragiforme
Lineage: Eukaryota; Fungi; Ascomycota; Sordariomycetes; Xylariales; Hypoxylaceae
Exons: 2
Coding region: 1-1383 (460 amino acids)
Source: RefSeq, a predicted model, not a curated record